Messenger RNA from Aspergillus saccharolyticus JOP 1030-1, 2307 nucleotides. Its product is annotated as putative ATP dependent RNA helicase. The transcript is spliced from 3 exons. The record is from RefSeq and is a predicted model, not a curated record. Gene Ontology annotation, cellular component: intracellular anatomical structure; catalytic step 2 spliceosome. Lineage: Eukaryota; Fungi; Ascomycota; Eurotiomycetes; Eurotiales; Aspergillaceae. The coding region runs from base 245 to 2260 and encodes 671 amino acids. Gene Ontology annotation, molecular function: ATP binding; RNA binding.
CUUUCUUUCGCAUACAAUCGAUCGGGUUUGGUGUCUGUCCUGCUAUCCAGGCGAUCUUGUGUGCGCCUGGUAAGGUUAGGACCAGUGAAAGACUUCGUGCAUCGCUUGUUUUGUUGUGCCUUAUACAAUAUGUCUCAGUUGGAUCAUCAAUUCAUCCUCAAAUCUUAUCGUGGUUGAAAACUGGAACUAUCAGCCAGUCAGGUUGGACUAAGGCUGAUCACUGAUGCCGGGGGCAAUUUUCAACAUGGCUUCUGAUCUUGAACUCGCUUCCUCAUUUAUCCCUUCUUUGUACAAGCCUGCUGCACUGCUCCCUAUUGCAAGACAUAAACAGAGUUUACUCUAUCUAGUCGAAACCUAUCCAGUCACCAUCGUCGUUGGACAGACUGGGAGCGGAAAGACAACCCAGUUGCCCCAGUACCUUGAGCAAACAGGAUGGUGUGCAGAUGGGAAAGCGAUUGCUAUCACGCAGCCCCGUCGUGUGGCUGCCACCACAGUUGCCGCUAGAGUAGCCGAAGAAAUGCGAUGCAAGCUAGGCGAGGAGGUGGGCUACUCAAUCCGCUUUGAGGACCUGACGUCUGCGUCCACCAAGAUCAAGUUCCUAACAGAUGGAAUGCUGCUUAGGGAGGCACUGGUAGAUCCUCUGCUGUCGCGGUAUUCAGUCAUCAUGGUCGAUGAGGCCCAUGAGCGGUCUCUAAGCACUGACAUUCUAUUGGGCAUCUUGAAGAAGAUCAUGAAGAAACGUCCCGAGCUGAGGAUUGUCGUCAGCAGUGCAACUUUGCAGGCUGAAGAAUUCCUGCGCUUCUUUGCGGGAGACGAAUUCGACAGUGAGGCGGAAUCUGGCGAGAUGGGUGGGAAGGUCGGCAGGAUCAUCAGUCUAGAGGGUCGCAUGUAUCCGGUGGACAUGCUCUUUCUUGAGUCGCCUGCAGAGGACUACGUGGAGCGAGCCGUUAAAACCGUCUUCGAUAUACACCUUCAGGAAGCAGAGGGUGAUAUCCUUGUGUUCUUGACCGGCCGGGAGGAGAUUGAUGCAGCCAUACAGCUGAUCUCGGAACGCGCUGCCAGCCUUCAUCCCAAGGCGCAAUCUUUGCUCCCACUCCCGCUCUAUGCCGGUCUGACAACAGACCAGCAGAUGUACGUUUUCGAGCCAGCUCCCGAAAACACUCGUAAGGUUAUUGUGUCCACCAACAUCGCCGAAGCGUCUGUGACCAUCAAUGGUAUAGUUUAUGUGGUUGAUUGUGGUUUCGCCAAACUGAGAGCCUACAAUCCUACUACGGGUAUUGAAACGUUGACUGCGGUCCCGAUAUCCAAAGCUGCAGCAGUCCAGCGUGCCGGUCGAGCUGGGCGCACGAAGCCGGGUAAAUGUUUCCGUCUCUACACGCAGCAAGCAUAUGAGAGCCUCCCAGAUGCAACCAUCCCAGAGAUCCAGCGAUCUAACCUGGCGCCGGUAAUAAUGCAGUUGAAAGCUCUUGGCAUCGACAAUAUUGUCCGCUUUGAUUUCUUGACGCCUCCCCCGGCCGAACUCGUGAUCCGUGCUUUCGAGCUUCUGUAUUCCCUGGGCGCAGUCGAUGACUACGCCAAGCUCACCAAGCCACAGGGCAUGCGGAUGGCCGAGUUAGCCGUGGACCCUAUGAUGGCGAGGGUUCUACUAUCUGCGCCGAGCUUCGGCUGUCUGAGUGAAAUACUGUCAAUUGCUGCUAUGGUUAGUCUACAAGGCUCGGUCUGGGUUCAACACGACGGUGAUCGCAAAACCUCGGAGAGCAUGCGGAGGAAGUUUGCAGUGGAAGAAGGCGAUCAUCUGACAUAUCUCAAUGUCUACCAAGCCUUUGUUACCAAGGGGAAGAAGGACUCGAAGUGGUGCCGAGAUAAUCUUUUGAACUUCCGGUCUAUGCAGCGAGCUGUGAGCAUACGUGCCCAGCUCAAGCGAUACCUGGAACGUUUCGGGAUCCAGGUUGACGAGACCCUUUCUGCCCGUGCUAGACAGGAGGACUCCAGUAAGCUUCCCGAGAAAAUACAGAGAUGUCUCACAACCGGGUAUUUUGCGCAUGCUGCAAAGAUGCAGCCCGACGGCACAUUCAAGACGGUGAGCGGCGGGUUGACGUUGCAUGCUCAUCCGAGCUCGCUGAUGUUUAAUCGCAAAGCGGAAUGGGUUAUAUUCCAUGAGAUACUGCAGACUGGGGAAAAGACUUACAUUCGAGAUAUAACGAAGAUUGAGAAGGGCUAUUUGCUCGAGUAUGCACCGAACUACUACCAAGUGCAUUAACUGCUUUCUGGCAUAGUCACUCUGAAAUAAGAAUUCUUGUAUACUAG